GACAGUGUAUUCGAACAGGUUUUUUUUUAUAUUCUUCUUGUACUAUUGUCAAAAUAGGCAUGCAAAUAUUCUACAAGCGGAAUUGUUAAGUCUAAAGCAUAUGUAGUCCUUCUAAGUACAUGUAUUUAAUUUUUAUAAGUAAUUAUUGAAGUAUGUUACAGUGUCUUAUGGUGUCGUUUAUAUUUUUAAGUCUCUAAUUUGAGUUUCAGUCUAGAGCUUAUUUUGCUAAGAUGGCUCCCUCUAGUUGCUGAAGUGUCAACUAUACGCGUGUCGUCCAUGUUCUGAAUGUGGUGUGACUUAUUUUUGUUUUGUGUUAAUUUUCAUUACGUUACAAUAAAUGUGAAAUGCAACAGCAUGUGUCAUUCCAUAUAGUGGAACCUUGCUCCGGCUGAAUGGAUCCCGCCGUGGCGUGGUAUCAGCCCGAGCAGGAAGGACCCGCGAAGCGCCUGUGGCUUCGUAUCUGGGAAACUCAAAGUGAUAUAGACAAAAUGAACUUAAAAAACUUAGAAAACGCUAACCCUAAUGUGAAUAAAGCACAGGACUUUAUACCAAUAAAUGAUGUGAACGGUGAAAGUAGGAAUAAUAAUUAUUUUAACCCCGCGCGGAGGAAAAUGAACGAUAACCGCGCAUCGACGUUUAACCUGAACAAAAACCACGAUGCUCUCAUUGGUGAAUACGGGGGUUGUCCGUGGCGGAUACCCAACUAUAACUAUAAGCCAGGGAUCUUAGGGUUGCACGAGGAGAUCGAGCACUUCUACCUGUACAUGUCCCCGACGGAGACAGAGCACCUGGUGCGGUCGACGGUGGUGAACCGCAUCCGCGGCGCUAUCAUGGCGCUGUGGCCGCAGGCACGGGUCGAGGUGUUCGGCUCGUUCCGCACCGGCCUGUACCUGCCAACCAGCGACAUAGACCUUGUUGUCAUCGGUCAGUGGGAGAAGUUACCUCUGUGGACGCUGGAGCGGGAGCUGGUGGUGCAAGACAUUGCUGAGAAGGAGAGCAUCAAGGUGCUGGAGAAGGCCACCGUCCCCAUCGUCAAGAUGACAGACAAAUACUCCGACGUCAAGGUGGAUAUAUCGUUCAACAUGAGCAGCGGAGUCAAGAGCGCGGAGCUCAUCAAGCAGUUCAAGGAGAAGUACCCGGUGCUGACGCGGCUGGUGAUGGUGCUGAAGCAGUUCCUGCUGCAGCGCGACCUGAACGAGGUGUUCACGGGAGGCAUCUCGUCGUACUCCCUCAUCCUCAUGUGCAUCAGCUUCCUGCAGCUACACCCGCGCCCCGAGCGCCUGCGCCAGCCGCACAACCUGGGCGUGCUCCUCAUCGAGUUCUUCGAGCUGUACGGCCGCAAGUUUAACUACGUCAAGACUGCCAUCCGAGUCAAGAACGGAGGCUCUUAUGUCUCCAAGGACGAAAUACAGAAGGAGAUGAACGACGGACACCGGCCGUCGCUCCUGUGUAUCGAGGACCCGCUGACGCCAGGCAACGACAUCGGGCGCUCCAGCUACGGAGCGAUACAAGUGAAGCAGGCGUUCGACUACGGGUACAUCAUCCUGCAGCAGGCCGUGGGCGCCCACAGCGCGCUGCUGGCGCGGCACAGCGUGCUCGGCCGCAUCGUGCGCGUCACGGACCACGUGCUGCAGUACCGGCGCUGGGUGCGCGACACCUUCGAGUCCUACUUCUUCCCGCUGCGCCGCGCGCAUCUGUCCUCGCGCGAGCCCUCGCCCGAGCCCUCCGACAGCGAGCCGGAGUGGUCGGACAGUGGGUCUCGCGCGGCAGGUAGCCCGCCCAUCAUCGCGGCAGUAGCGGGGCCCGCGCCCCCUGGCGCGCCCGCGCCUCCCGCGGCCGGCGGUAGGACCUCGCCGCCGCCCCUGUCGGCGCUGCAGUGCUCCUCGCCCACGCCGCGGCGCGUGUCGGCGCACCAGAGCCUGAUCAUCCACCACAUCACCAGCAACUCGGACUUCAACAACAUUCCGAGCCUCGCCCGCUCGCGCCGCGCCACGCGCGCCGAGCCGGAGGAGCUGAACGCGGGGGCCGCGCAGCGGUACGGCGACGGCGGCGCCAAGGCGCGCAACCAGCGCUCGUUCUCCAUGAAGCAGCGCCGCUACUCGUCCCCGCCCGGCGCGCCCCGCUACCGCGCGCCGCCCGACCGCCACAAGAAGCGGCGCGGCGCGCAUGCGCACCACGCGCAGCCGCGCUCAUAGCGCCAGUGGCGGCCCUGGCCGGCACUACGCGCGACCCGGCCCUGGCCGGCGCAGCGCGCCCCGCGACUCGCGCGCCCCCAGCGACACAACACGCCCGUCGACUACUACGCCACCUCGCACCGGGAACCGUACUCUGCAUUACCGCUAUUUACGGAAUACUGAACUACUCGGCACGACAUUGUUUCACCCUGUUCAAAUUGUAGUUCCUAAUUAACGUUCAGUUUCCAAUAGACUGUAAUAAUGUUGGUGCAAUUGGGCAGUAACAUGAACGACACCCAAGUAUUGUGUCAUUCGUGUCACUAUUUAAAGCAACGUAACCAAACCGUCCACCUCCCGACAGCUAGAUGAUCUCAAAAUAGUAAUUGCCGUAGUACAGCAGGCAGUAGAUACAUUCCCCUUGGGUGCGCGGUCAGUGGUCGCGAGCGGUGUGGGUGCAGUGGGCGAGUGGUCCCCGAGGUGGUGGAGAGUGGCCAGGACGGUGGCACCGCAGUCCCGGGCGGGGCGGCCCGCGCCUGCCGCGGUCCGUCCCGCCCGCGGUCUCUGCUUAGCGUAGUCGGACGUACCUGUAGCGUCUCAUGACUCAUGAUAUCUUAUGAAUAUCCAUGUAAUGUAAUGUCGGUAUAUAACUACGUAGCGCUGUCGCUAAGACGAGUACAACUGUCUAGUUUAGUGUUCGCGUGCAGGUCGCGGCCUCCUCAUGUAUUGUUCUUCAGGUUCUAGCAGCUAUAAUAUUACUAGUACGUAUGACUUACGCAAUAUCUUUUAAAAUGGAAUACUUCUGCCUUAUCUACCAUAUUAGUUAAAAUGCAUUAAAAAGUAAAUACAACGAGUCCGUGAGUACAGUACAGCGAUGCAGCGAUGUGGCUGUAUUGCGACCUCUGGUGGCGGCUUGUACUAAUAAUAUUAUUCCCAAUCCUGUACAAAUAUACUAAGUUCAUGUCGGUUACCUGAACAUGGCUCCGCUACACAGGGCGAGCACUGCCUCGCCGCUGUCUAGUCUGCGCUAGUGCCACUAUCGUUUUAGAGUUCGCCAGACAUGUAAGCUACAAUGUGAUUGUAUAGUGGGUGACUUAAUGAUGUCCAGACAAUCGCCAAGACGAACAGGCAGCAAGCGCGGAAAGCACACUAUUGAUAUCGUAAAUAAAAAUUAGCUACAAAGUGAAUAUACAUAUUUGUAAAAUAGUGAGUAAAUGUAUUCCACUGGGAAAGACAUAUUUAUUGACCGACUGGUCGCUCGCGAGUUGUCGUCCCGAGACUCCGGGUCGCGAUACAAUAUUAUUGAAUGAACUCUUGAAGCAUAUUUAUGCAUAUAUUACGAUCGGGAGUAAUAUGACAGGGCGAGACGAUGCGUAUGUCGUUAAGGUCUCCAGCCUCGCCUCCUAGUGACGCGAUCAUAUUUAUUAUAUUUAUUGAUCUAUCGACUGUUAUGUUUGAUUUGUUAGUCAGACUCGUAGAAUCAUGUGAAGUGAAUGGUUAACUUGUUACAUUGUGCAGUACAAACGUAUGUCGAGUUAGCGUAAGGUAGGUUACAGGCUCGAGUGACGGCGCCGGCCGUGUCGGGAGCAUCGACUGUGAUUAACUCGUACUCGUAGAUAAUAAAUACAUAGAUAGCUGAUAUAUUUUCCUACAGUUUCGUUUCUGUGAUUAAAUUAUAGUACUUACAGGUGUUGAUCGGUUUGUGAAAUGAUCAGCUCGAAGUAGACAAAGCAAUGCGCUGGGAGUGUUAUCCCAGGUCUACCAUUAUUGAUACCGGUGACGAGAGAUGCCCAGUGACACGGCUUUUCGUGAUAUUCUGACGACUGUAUUCUGCGAUAGUAUCCUGAUUAAUCUGGAGCAGGAAUAACUAUUUUAUUCUAAUCUCAUAAUAUAUUUAACAUUGUGUCUGUACUGUGUAUUGGUAACCAUCGAUGUAAACGGAUUGACAUAACUGUACAGCUCGCGGUAAUUACCUACUACGGUACCAGUAUACUAAAUGGAUAUAAUUAAUAAAAAAGUUAUGCCGAGCAAUUCCUUGCACCUUUGUUUUGAUUGAUUUUGUUAUUGAAUUCUUAGAUUUACUGUAUGAUUUUAUUAUUGUUCUAGAUUCAAUUAGAAUUUAGUAAAUUUUGUUGAUGUUUGUGCAGCAUUUUGUUUGCGUGGCUCGCACGUUUAGCUAAUUAUACAUCGCGUUCGUAUACAGCGGCGCCAGCGCUGUCAUUGUUUCGUUAUGUUUGUCGCGACUACGUGUACCUGUGGCACUCUGAGUCCGCGCUGGGCUCCGGCCCAACCGACACUGCGGGGCCGAGUUAUGUUCACACUAGGAUAAUUGAGUGCUUUACCUAGCAAUAAUUUGUUAACGUUAGUUUAAUGCACCGGCCACGACAUAUCGUAGUUUUGUUGAUUAUGUUGCGCGGACCGACCGUAGCCGUCGGCCGUAUGUAGCUUGUUCGAAUUUCUUUCCAUGUAAUUGUUUGUAAACUACAGUAGACAAUAGAAUGGGCGACAUGCCCUAGUGCUCGAGCCAGGUCCCAGCUCUAGAUCGUCAUGCUCACUAUAUGUCUCGGCGGGACGGCUCGGGCCGCGGGGAGUGCACGCCACUCUCUGCGAGUGUUCACUACUUGUUCUGGAUACAGCAUAUUGUAUUAUUUCUAUUGCAACUGUUUAACUAGACGAUCGAGUUCGGCCGCCAUCUUGUAUGCAAGUAUAACAUAAUAACGCCAAUGUUUUGAUAAAAAAGUAAAAAUACAUAAAAUAAGAAUAAAUAAAAAUGAUAUUACAUAACGAGUGAACUAAACGAUGUACGAAAGUAGGUUAUAAUAUAUCUGGCGCUGCGAGUCGCUCGUAUUUGUAUGAGCAGUAAGGUUUAUGUUCGCGCGGCUACGGAAGAAUGCAUUUAUCGAGUAGGUUGAGUGGGCUGCCUGCGAGCGACUGGCCGCGCCGGCUGUAGCGUAGAGUUGUUUGUAUAUCUGUCUAUUUAAGUACGUAGCAUAAUGUUAGUGUAACGAAGCAUUGUACAUACGGUCGCGCGGACGACACACAUGUACAUACACGCCUGUAUAUACCAUGUAAAUACACUCGAGAUAUAUAUUUAAUAUUAAUAUAAAUUUGAUUUAAAGAACGUUUUAAAAAUAAAUUAAUAAAAACACAAAAAAAUAAAUAAAGACAUACAGUGAGUAUGAAGUGGAAAAAGCGA
Messenger RNA from Spodoptera exigua (beet armyworm), 5367 nucleotides. The record is from the annotation of a GenBank genome assembly. Lineage: Eukaryota; Metazoa; Arthropoda; Insecta; Lepidoptera; Noctuidae.